AGAGAUGAAAACCAAACAUCACAAGGCAACCUUUUUCAGGUUUCAUCUUUUAUUUCCUCUCUUGCACUAUUGUUUUAUCCCUUUUGGUACCCUAAGCAAAGAGACCAUUUAAAAAAGCACUCUCAUCUCUUAACCAAUACAGGAAAGGGAGUUUCCAGAGAGUGUGUGUUAAGAGAGGUAGAGAGAGAAACAAAAAAGAUGGGAAGAGGGAGAGUUGAACUGAAGAGGAUAGAGAACAAAAUUAACAGGCAAGUCACAUUUGCCAAAAGGAGAAAUGGGUUGCUCAAGAAGGCUUAUGAGCUCUCAGUACUUUGCGAUGCUGAGGUUGCCCUCAUCAUCUUCUCCAACCGUGGCAAGCUUUAUGAGUUCAGCAGCACCUCAAGUAUGAUGAAAACACUGGAGAAGUACCAGAAGUACAGCUACAGUGCACUGGAGACCACCCGUCCAAUUAAUGACUCUCAGAACUAUCAGGAAUAUUUGAGAUUAAAAGCAAGGGUAGAAGUUUUGCAAUGUUCUCAAAGGAACCUACUUGGGGAAGAUCUUGCCCAAAUGAAUACAAAUGAGCUAGAGCAGCUUGAGAAUCAACUGGAGGCAGCACUGAAGAAUAUUAGGUCAACAAAGACUCAAUUCAUGCUUGACCAACUUUCUGAUCUUCAUCACCGGGAAACAUUGCUUAUUGAAACCAAUAAUGUGUUAAGGAGUAAGUUGGAAGAAACUAAUAAUUCACAAGUUCAAGUAAGUCUAGCUUUGGAAGCUGGAGGGCCUAGCAUUCAAUACACCAACUUUCCACCUCAAUCAGAGGGGUUCUUCCAGCCAAUGGGAGUGAAUCCCACCUUGCAAAUUGGGUACAACCAGACUAAUCCACAUGAUGCAAACGUUGGAGCUUCAUCCUUAAGUAUGCAUGGAUUCGCCUCUGAGUGGAUGCUUUGAUGAUAUUGAAUUUACAUAUGUGCCAUAAAGAACAGAAAAGAAAACUAGUGAUGGAUGUGUUGAACACUUCCAUAUAUAAUAUAUAUAUAUAUAUAUAUAUAUAUAUAUAUAUAUAUAUAUAUAUAUAUAUAUAUAUAUAUGUUUCCGUUUCGUUUUGUUAUGCAUCAUUUAUCAAUGUUUGAAUAAAUAAAAAUUGCGAGUAGUAUUGUCAUAAAAAAAUUUAUGAACCUAAAACGCUGUAUAUUUGUAUUGAAGUUAAAACAUGAAGCCAUCCAAUGGGUCACUGAACUUGGUUCAUAAAAUGUUGUGUUUGAGCUUGAUUGUAAAACCGUCAUUGAUGGCAU
This is a messenger RNA of Glycine soja, 1274 nucleotides long. Its product is annotated as MADS-box protein EJ2-like. Bases 199 to 930 code for a protein of 243 amino acids. The transcript is spliced from 8 exons. Gene Ontology annotation, biological process: positive regulation of transcription by RNA polymerase II. NCBI's taxonomy places the organism in Eukaryota, Viridiplantae, Streptophyta, Magnoliopsida, Fabales, Fabaceae. Gene Ontology annotation, cellular component: nucleus. Gene Ontology annotation, molecular function: protein dimerization activity; DNA-binding transcription factor activity, RNA polymerase II-specific; RNA polymerase II cis-regulatory region sequence-specific DNA binding. The record is from RefSeq and is a predicted model, not a curated record.